CCGUGGAAGGAACAACAGCGGGGGCUGUGGCUCAGUAUGUGUGUAACCAAGGUUACCAAAUCAUGGGAUUUGCCAAUCGCACGUGCGGUAACGAUGGUAACUGGAUUGGUGUCCCUCCCUCCUGCAAAAUACUCGACUGCGGCAAUGUACCGACGGUUCAGUUCGGCACGUUGUCCUACUCGCCUAACACCGAGUACGGCUCCUCCGUGAUCUACUCUUGCGACUCGGCCAGCGGGUACGGUCUGGAUGGCGUGACCUCUCGCGUAUGUGAGGCAACUGGAAAGUGGAGCGCGACUCAGCCUUCCUGUAAAUUAUUGGACUGUGGGGCACCAAAGCCUCUUCAGAACGGGCGCUACACGCAUGGCAACACGGUGGUAAACCAUACUGUCACUUAUUCCUGCAACACUGGGUACGGACUUGUCGGUGACCCUACGGUGGAGUGUCAAACGACCGGAUACUGGGGCACGUUGCCUACUUGUAGUUUAGACUGUGCCAACGCGCCGACGGUGUCACACGCCACAGUUGUCGUUCCGUCGGGAACACUUGUUGGCGCCCACGCCACUUACACUUGUAACAGCGGGUACGUGCUGAGCGGAAGUGCUGCUAUCCAGUGUCAGAUCGACGGCGAAUGGUCCAAGUUACCCAUCUGCUAUAUAGUAACCAUCGCGUACAAUCAGCCCUGCAUGUCGACCUCCCAGUGCUCAACUGACCAGUCCACCUGCCGAUCGGACAGUGGUCAAAACAAGUGUCUGUGUGCUGCCAGCGGGGAAAUGUACGAUGUGCAAACAGACACUUGUCUCAAAGUGUGCGGCGCCCUCCCGGAUAUUAUGUACGGUACCGUGGUCAACCCGACCAUCCCCUCGGCCGGCCAGAUCGCCGUGUACUCGUGCAACGCCGGAUAUGCGCUGGACGGCACUUCGAUCCGCACGUGCCAAUCGAACGGGCAGUGGAGCAGCUCGGAACCAGAGUGCACAUUUGGCUGUCCGUACCCGGAGAGUCCACUUAACGGGUACGCCAACGUCUCGGACGGAAUUGUGGCGGGAAACAGGUUGCAGUACUGGUGCAUGACGGGAUACACGCUGGUUGGCGAGGAGUUCCGAAUUUGCGAGGAUGACUCCACGUGGAGCGGCGUGGAACCAAAAUGCGCUAUUGAAUGCGAAGAGUUGCCGCCAAUCGAGAACGGCUACAUCGACAAGUCUGCCGGAAGUUGGGAGGGUGCCACGGUGAUCUACGUGUGCAACAACGACUACGCGUUGGUCGGCGACUCCACGCGCUCUUGUGAAUACACGGGGAAAUGGAGCGGUCUGGCACCCACGUGCCUUUUUGCGAUAUUCCCCGACAUCGUUCUGGUACUCGGCAGCAUGUUUUUAUUCAUCGUCCUCGUUGACAUAUUCGUCCUCGUCUUCUUCCUGUACUAUAAAUACCACAAGAAAAAGGAGGAAAUCAAGUUUGAAGAUCUGGAAAAGAAAGAAGACGAGGAAAAAGAUGACGAGGAUGAAAAAAGUUUUGAUGACACAAUGGUUAAACCGCCGGGAUUUUCGAUAUACAGUAAGAAGCCCAACGCUCCCCAGGCAUUCGAUGAGGAUGAAGCUCCCCAUCCGCCACCCAAACCCGCGAUUAAGUCGAAGAUCCUGUCGAUGUCCACAUUGAGGAAGUCCGGGUCGGCGCUGAGAAGCGUCUUCAAUAGGGUCCGGAAAUAUAAACCGGAAGUAGAGGAGCCCAGUAAAGAUGACCGCUCGUUCACUGGAAAACAGGCGGGCUUCGUGUCGCCCGCGCUUGGGAACUUAUCGGGGGACCGUUUCAGGGGAACGCCCGGUCUAUUUCGGGCUGACGAAGCCAGGGACAACGGGUACCAGACCGAAUAUAGCGACGAGCACAACGUUUCCUUCGACUCAUCAAUAGAAGACCUUAAUGCUUAAAUAAACAUUGUUGCCAAACAGAGCAUGCAUAGGCUUUGCAAAUGAAAAUUGCAUUUGUCUCACUUGUCCAUUACCAGAUUGAAUGAAGCGGACUGACGGUC
Molecule: messenger RNA, 2020 nt
Organism: Dreissena polymorpha
Lineage: Eukaryota; Metazoa; Mollusca; Bivalvia; Myida; Dreissenidae
Product: CUB and sushi domain-containing protein 3-like
Exons: 12
Coding region: 63-1919 (618 amino acids)
Source: RefSeq, a predicted model, not a curated record